GGUAGUUGUAGUUGUAACUUUUGUAGACUCCCCCGCCAUUUAUUCCAUUUAUUUUCUGCAUCUACACAGGACAAACACACCAUGACUUCUUUUAAACCACUCUAUGAAGCCCUUCAAAAGGAACUUACAACCAUCCACAAAAAGACUUUCCAUGUACAUGCUGCCAAGGAGUUGGAACGUAAGAAGGCCGUGUUACAAUACAAGAAGAUCCAACUCAUCAAGCAACGUGUUCCAACCACGGAUUUGGAUAAGGAAAUUGCUGAAAUGAACGCCAAUAGCUUGGAAGCACCUCCUUUGGACACCACCACUUUGAGAAACUUGGCCGAGGAAUCAACUUACACCAAUGAACCAUUACUCAAGGUCAAAUUACAACAGUUGUCAAACAUGUCCACCUUCUUACGCUCCCAGAGAGAAUACACCGAGCUCUUGGAAAGAUACAACCCAGGUCUCACCAUGGACCAAGAAGACAAGGUCAGACGUACUGCCAACCGCGUUGGACUUUCCGUUCCCAAAUAGAUGCCACCGCCACCGCCACUACCACCACCACCACCAUGGGGCGCAUGGUGUAGAAUGUACAUAGAGAGUAUUUAUUAAUAGUUUAAAAAGAGGAAACAUAGAGAGCAUUUCACGAGGGUUUGUAGG
Messenger RNA from [Candida] anglica, 642 nucleotides. Lineage: Eukaryota; Fungi; Ascomycota; Pichiomycetes; Serinales; Debaryomycetaceae. The record is from the annotation of a GenBank genome assembly.